Molecule: messenger RNA, 3150 nt
Organism: Rhodotorula toruloides NP11
Lineage: Eukaryota; Fungi; Basidiomycota; Microbotryomycetes; Sporidiobolales; Sporidiobolaceae
Exons: 9
Coding region: 1-3150 (1049 amino acids)
Source: RefSeq, a predicted model, not a curated record
AUGCAGACUGAUUCUGGUGUUUCACUCGAGCACGUACACCGCGCCCACGUCGCCUCGCUCGCCUCGCAGCUCGUUCCGGACGCCCUCACCUCGACUGACCACCUCCUCUCGCUCGCCCUCCCCUCGCCCUCGCGGCCUUUGACGCCCCUCGCGAUCGGUCACGACGAACGCAAUAUCGAUUUCUGGGAUGAUCGGAAGGUGCGCGAGUGGGAGAAGGGGGCGAGCGAGGUCGAGCGCUGGGAGAUGAGCAAGGGACAGGUCGAGGAGGUCAAGCGGGUGCGGAAGGAUCUGGCGGACGCAGUCAAGGAUGCCCAGGAGUUCGAAGCGACGUCUCUGACAGCAGACGCCUGGCUCUUCCCGCCCCGAGUCUCGGACGAUCUCCUACUCGCUCGAACCGACAGAUCAAGGUGGGAGACGGGCAUGGCGACAUUCGACCCGAGCGAAGUCGUCCCGAACUUGCUGAAGCCGCUGGCGGAAGCGCUUCCUCCCGACUUCGACGGCGACUUGCUCGCGCUUGAGCGAGUCCCUCCUCCUGCCGAGCUCUACGAGCUCAAGCUCGUCGCUACGCCUGAACAGCUCGCGCACGUCAAGGAGACGCGGCUCGACUUCGUCCAGAGAGCUAAAGAGGCGAAGUCUUCUGCGCUCGCUAAUGUUGAUGAGGAGGAGUGGCGCGACAUGGUCGGCUCGCUGGACCUGCCAAAGUCGCCUCGCAUCGGCUCGCCACCCAUCUUCCCUCGUCCCAAAUCUGCGUUCGUCGACCCCGCCGCCGACACGAUCCACGCUUUCCUGCCGUCGGAAGUCAGCGCCUACCCUUCUUCGCCUCGAGGAGCAGACUACCUGCGUGCUGAGUGGGACAGGGAAGACGCACUCACCCUUCCACCUUCCUCGCCGCCAACGUCGACUCGGUCUGAGAAGGUCAACGGCCCUCAGCAAGUCUGGUCGAGCUCGCAGGUUGGCGACUUGCCGCAGAACAACGACUUGAGCAUCGGCGACUGGUGGGAGGACGUCAGCGCCUUUGCCGAGGAUGAGGUCGAGGUCGACCAGCUCGAUUCCGACUACGAAGACGACGCGCCGAGUGUUACCACGACCAGCGACGCGUAUGCGCACGGCAAGCGGAGAUGGGAUGUGCUGAGCUCGGAUCAGACGAUCGGCGAGCAUCGACCGGACGAUGAAGGCGCCGUAAUCGCCCAAGCCCGUCUUCCUGUCCCGAAGCUCGCCUUGGUUUCGGCAACGCUUCCCGCCGCCCCAAGUCUGCCUCGCCCAGCCGACUUUGCGCGCAAGUCCGGCACGCCCUUCGCCCAGUCUCUGCUUCCCGGCCUUCGCUCCCUCACGAUCGAACUCAGCUGGCAAGCAUGGAGGCUGCCGCCCGGCGAGACGCUCGAGGAUGUCCUCGACGACGGCGGCGCCGACUUGGCUGCACCAGACGAGAGCGCCGGUCUUCUCCCGUCAAUCGACACCGCUCAGCAACCAGACGAUGACUUCGACUUCGCCUCCAAAGCGCUAACAAUGAGCGCGACGUGCCGCCGAAGCUCGUCCGACGAGACUCUCUCGCCUCGAGUCAAAGCGUUCGGCUUGGACAGCAAGUAUCUCGAACGCCAGCAGCCGAACGUCGCCCCGUCUGGAGAAGAAGUGGAGCAAGGGUCGCAGCUGUGGGCGGCCAUUGACGAGGCAGAGCAGGACGAGGCGGAGACUGGCGCACUCGCGCUCAUCCAGCUAGCCUCGUCUGAAUCGUCUGCGUCGCCUAGGUCGCCUGAGGCAGCAGUCUCGCCCGCGCACGAUCAACUACCGCCUGAUGGCGAGCCGCAGGCCGGCCCGAGCGACGACUCGAGCGACUUCGGCUUCAUCUUUCCCUCGUCCAGUCUCGACAAGGAGGAAGGCGGGAGUGUCGACCCGGAAGCGGGCGAGGCGGAGGCCGGUUUGCACGCCACGGAGCACGACACGCGGGCACCGCCACCCGCUCACCUCGAUGAGCCUGUUGCGUCGACCGGUUCGCCAACGGCUGAGCCUGCGGUCUCUCCCCUGCCGGUUCCGACCUGGUCAAUGGCUAGCGCGCUCGACCACUUCCUCGCAGCUCGAGGAGCGCCUCUGCCGACUAGCUUCGCUAAGACGCCGCCAACGAAGCACAAGAAACAGUCGGCGUCUACCAAGCCCCCCGUCGCUCCUCAGCAGCGGUCAUCCCCUCCGCCAGGCGCCAUCCCGUUCACGGCACCUUCUUUCGUCGCUCGUUCCAGCCAUCUCCGUUCUGCCAGCGACACCAUCCGAGUCGUCGGCUUCGACUCGAUCUUUCAGAUGCGGUCGCACUUCCUCGCCUUUCAGCACAACGGCAUCGUGCCCGUCCACCGUCCUUCUCGCUUCCCUACAUCGUCCAACGAGAUCUUCGAGCCGCAUCUGAUCAUCAACCCCUCCGCCGCCGUCCUGUACAUCAAGCUCGCCUCGCUCAUCGGAAAUGCGGUCCCUUCUCCGACGCAGUCCACCUCAGCUCGCGCAGAACCCGUCUUCACGACCCUCGCGCGUCUCUCCGAGCGCUUCGACCGCCUUGUCGUCAUCCUCGAGGAACAGCAGACCCGCGUCGGAUCGGUCAAAAGCUACUCCUUCACGCCGCCCGUACUCGCCGCGCUCAACCAGCUUGCGACUGCUCUCUCCGAAUACCGUGACGGACAGCAUGGCAUCGAAUUUGCACUCUCGAAGGGCGCAGACCAUUCAGCAGAGUUGACGAGGUGGUUCAUCGAGUGGUCGCGAGAGAAGGACGCCGAAAAGGCAGACCUGCCGGUCGUGGAUCUGUGGGACGGGCGAGCAUGGCUUUGCGACGACCCGACGGAGGACGAAGCAGCGCUGCUUCAGCAGCCCGACCUAAACGAGCUCUCCGCGUCCGCCAUCCUCGCCAUCGCAUCGCUCAACGACUUUCUCGGCAUGUCGGCGAGUGACAGGCGCGCCAUCUUCGGCUCAAUCAUUGGCUUCGACCGCAUCGACCGCAUCUCGCACGCUCUCAGUGGCCAGUCCCGCCCUGGCUCCACCGCUUCUUUCGGGUCACGCGAGCUCGACGCUCAGCCUGUCCAGCCACUCUCGGCCAUGGCAGCAAGCGGACAAGACGGCUUGUGGAAUAACGAGGACGACUUCGACUUUUCCGAGUUCGUAGACAUCUCGCAAUGA